UACGCGAAUCAACCGAGGACGCACACUCAGGUUCAUGGAGAAUGUUGAAGAUUGUGGUCUGUAACGUAAUGUUCAGGAUGGAUGUAGAUACGGCUGCUACAUAAAACAUGGGGAUGUGUCCGCCCCUGCCGUUGCCAAAGAGCAUCACCACCAGACUGACUUUGGUCAUUUGAAGUCUGAGGAAUUUAACCCAGUCGCAAUGUUGUUUACGCCGAUUCGAUCGGGCUUGGCCUCGCUUCUUGCGCUGGCAAGCUGUGCAGUGGCGCAAAAUGUCAAAGCCAUCUACCUCUUCAAAGAUGUCAUGCAGUCCGACACGCACGCUCUCAAAACAUCGGGCUUCGAUACCGUCCUCCUCUUCCGCAUAGGCAUCCUGCCAAACGCCGAUCUGGUCUACUACUCGACCGGCAGCGACGGUAACCCCGUCGACUGGCCCGUAGUAACCAACGGAAGCUACGUGGGCGGCCAGGCCCUCACCGACAAGAUCACUUCCCUCAAGACGGCCCCGACAUUGAUCGAGCGCGUCGAGGUCUCGCUGGUGUCGCACGACACCACGUUCCAGGUGAUACGCGACCGCAUCGCCGCGGACGGCACGGGGGCCUCGACGCCGCUGUACCGCGCGUUCGACGUGCUCAAGCAGACCUGGGAGCUGGACGCCUUCAACAACGACGACGAGAGCGUCUACCACGUGCCCAGCACCGUCGACUUUGCGCAGAUGCUGGGCCUCAUGGGCUACAAGUACUCGACCGCGCCGUACACAAACAUGAACUUUUGGGCCGACGUGCAGAACCGCAUCAACGCCUCCGUGCCGGGUCUGCUCGACCGCCAAUACCUGCAGGUGUACGACGGAGGGGCGGCCAACAACCCGGGGACCUGGCAGACACGCCUCGGCAUGAAGAUCGUGCCGCUGCUGUGGGUCAACAAUGACUACAAGCCCGACCAUGGGAACACCCCGGCCCAGGCGCAGACCAGAUUCGCCAACUGGAACUCGCAGUACAACCUCGCGGGUGGUGGUUACUGGAACGACUACGACAUUGAGAAGCUCAACUCGUCGUAUGAGGGAUAUGGAGGCGCCCUUACAAGCGUGUUUGGGCAGUAAUGAUAAUGGUGACGACGGUGAUGACGAAUGUUGAAUAUUAGGGAAAAGGCGGCAUGUGAUGAGCUUGAUAAGAUCCCUUGAGGUGCCCAUAUAUGGUUAAAGGGGGUUCGCCAAACGACCAACCGGAUUACGGCUUACUCCUGCAGACCAAGGUGUGCG
Messenger RNA from Pyricularia oryzae 70-15, 1255 nucleotides. RefSeq names its product coagulation factor 5/8 type domain-containing protein. Lineage: Eukaryota; Fungi; Ascomycota; Sordariomycetes; Magnaporthales; Pyriculariaceae. The coding region runs from base 200 to 1096 and encodes 298 amino acids. The transcript has a single exon. The record is from RefSeq and is a predicted model, not a curated record.